UUUCGCAGGUCGUUGAUUGUGGUGGAUUCUGAUGUUGAUGCCAUUGAAUGUCAAGCUGAAGUCCAGUGUGAAAUAGAACGAAUCUUUGAACUAGCAAGAACACUGCAGUUAGUAGUCCUUGACGCAGAUACAAUCAACCAUCCAGCUCAGUUGGGCAAAACCUCUUUGGCUCCUGUGAUUGUCUAUGUGAAAAUUUCAUCUCCAAAGGUUUUGCAGAGAUUAAUAAAAUCCAGAGGAAAAUCCCAGGCUAAACACCUGAAUGUGCAGAUGGUUGCUGCAGACAAACUGGCUCAGUGCCCACCUGAAUUGUUUGAUGUAAUUCUUGAUGAAAAUCAGCUGGAAGAUGCCUGUGAGCACCUCUCUGACUACUUAGAAGCUUACUGGAGAGCUACCCACCCUCCUAGCAGCAAUCCUUCCAAUCCCCUCCUCAGCCGUACAAUGGCAUCUGCAGCUCUUCCUACAAGUCCAGCACCAGUCUCCAAUCUACAGGUUGAACAAAAGCAGGGAGAGCAGAAGCAGCUACCUUCAGGACCGGAAAGAACUGCUUCGCAGGAGGAAGAGAAACCACCAGAGCCAGUGAAAAAGUCCCAACAUCGAACUUCUUCCUCUGCAAAGCAUCACAAUCACCGCAGCACUGCGAGUCGGGGCCUAGACAGACAAGAGACAUUUGACUCAGAUACCAAAGGCAGCAGGGAUUCUGUGUAUAUAGAACCAAAGGAUGAUUAUAUGGAUAGCGCUGGUGAUCAUUACAGUUCACACCACAAUCAUACAGAAGAACCCCAAGGGGAUGGCACGCACAGGCAUAAAGAGUCAUGGCAUCGUUCUAAGGAUCGAGACAGAGAACAGGAUCAUAACGAACGGAACAAACAGCAUAGUCGGCAUAAAUCAAAGGAUCGAUAUAGUGAUAAAGAUGGGGAUGUUGCAUCUAAAAAAAGGAAUGAUGCCAACGAAUGGAACCAGGAUGUGUACAUCCACCAAUAACUGCCUCCAGCUGCUGUGUCCCUCUAGUGUGUGUGUGUGUGUGUGUGUGUGCGCGCGCGUGCGGACGUGUGUGUGUGCGUGUAUGUGUAAAAGAGAAAGUAUAUAUUUACCUGAUCAGUCUAUAAAGUUUAUUGUACACUUGAGAUUUCGUACAAGUUGUUGCUAAGGCAGCAUGGAAUUAAAUUCAAUAUGAUUCAUUUUAAAACAUGGUAGAAUUACAGAACUGCUAGUGUGGUACUGUGCUCUUAGUGUUUUUGGUUUGGUUUUGAUUGCUGCCAGCUGAACAAUAACUGUCACUAGCAAACCAUUGUUAAUGUACUUAAGCAAUGUCUGUGUGGGGGAACAAUCAAUUUUCCUGGGUAUUCAGGAAAGUUUGGAUCAGCUUAUACUGUAGUUUACCUUUUUUUUUCCUCAGAAGUUUAAUUUCUACAUUCUCAACAUUUAUUUUCGAAUGAAAUCUUCACAAGUUUAAAAUCACUGGCUUAUAUCUGUGGUUGGGGUGGGAUUGAGGAAUUUAGUCUUGCCUUACACUUCAGAGUUAAUUAAGAGAAAGUAUUUUCUAAGUACAGAUACUAUGUACUCUAUAUAGACUAUUGUUCUAUUUGUACUCGACACUUAGAAAUCAUUUUAAAAAUAAUAUAGUUAUAGCCACUAUACCUGCUUCAAAAUCUGAAAGAUGAUGAAUUUUCCUUUAUCAUGCUAACUAUGAUUGGCUUCUUUUGGAAAAUUGGUAGUUAGGAGUUUUCAUUUCACCCCUCCCUAGCUUUUGAAAUUCAGAACUUAGAUGCAUACGUCAUCGAUCAUUGGGGUGGGAAAUUAAAUAAAUAAUAUAUAAUAUAGAGACAUAUAUUGUUUAGAAUUUUUUGUAAAAUGCUAGUCUUAACUGACAAAGCGGUUUACUUGAUAAGUCUAAGUUAUAUACCAAAUACUGAAUAUUAUGUACGUUACAUUUUUCUGUUUAGGAAUUGCCUGAGGGUUCUGUGUUAUUGUUCCUUUGUUAUAAACUAUUGAACUUCUCCAAAUGGCUUUGUCUUAUUGCUUAAUAAGCAUAAGAUGAGCUGUUCUGGUUACUGUAUAUGCACAUUUGUGGAAUUUAUUUUCAAAAUCCAGUUUGUAAGCAUUUGUAUAUACAUAUAUAUAUAUAUAAAAUUCAUAAUUGCCUUUGUAGAUAUUGACAGUAGAUGAUCUUGUUGCACUGUUUAAUUGAGUUAUUUAUUUAACCGUACAAAUGGUGGCUGUACAUGUUAACUGAACAUGUGGAAAUGCCAUUUCAUCAACAGGAUCAAUGUUCUUAUUGCUUCUGUUAUGUAAUGAAGAAACACUUAUACAAAUACAUGUACACACACGUACACAUAUCCAUGCCUACAUACUUCCAGUCAGUUUGCCUGAAAUAGGAUACUGAUUUUCCUUAAGUAAAAACCGAAAGACUGCAGAUGCUGUAAAUCAGAAACAAAAACAGAAGUUGCUGGAAAAACUCAGCAGGUCUGGCAGCAUCUGUGGAGAGAUGUCAGAGCUAAUGUUUCGGGUCAAGUGACCCUUCCUCAGAAUUGGGCAAGUUCUGAGGAAGGGUCACUUGACCCGAAACAUUAACUCUGAUUUCUUUCCACAGAUGCUGCCAGACCUGCUCAGCUUUUCCAGCAAUUACUGAUUUUUCUUCCUGUUUCAACCAUCACACAUGGUUAUUAUAAAUGUUCUGACAUAUAAGCUGUUUAUUCUCUAAUUCAUCUACCAAAUUAUUCAUUUUCUUCAAAGUAAUAAAGUGGAUUUUGGAUCUAUUGCUGAAUUUUUUUUACAGCACUUUUCCCUAUCCUUCCAAUUUCCUACUUUUGUUGUGGGAGGCCUGAUAUGGAUGCAGUUCCUGACUGAAUGUGCUUUGGGCUUAUGUGUAAAAAUAAAUAUUUGUAGGACAAGCAGCUAAACUUGAACUCUAGUGUUUAGCGGAUUUGGAUUUUGCAAUUUUAAAACCUUCUGUGGCAAACAUAUAGUAAAGAUUAAAUUAUACUAAUGGGCACUUUAUGGGAGACUGUUUGUAAUCAGAGCCUUUCGUCUCAGUGGGUGAAUAAUUCGUUAUUAUUACCAGCCCACCUUAGAACACUCCAGCUCUUCAAAACUGCAGUUUAGGUGGGUAUAUAUGCGAUAUCACAGGGGCAUCUUAGAACAUAUCCCAGCAUGAGUCAGUGCCUUCAAGAGGAAAGCUGAAACUGAGAAUAGUUUGAAUCAGAAUCACUUCAGUCUUAUUAAUUACAGGUGUACUAUUUUUGAGAUACUCAGUGGACAAAAUAAAAAGGCAACGACACCUAAGCACUUGAGACCAUAGCGCACUGAGUUAUAGAGAUAUUAUUUUAAGGACUCCAAGCUGAACUCACUUUGGAAACUAUUUAGAGUUCAUAUUUCUUUUGAAUAUAAAGAAAAUGCAUUGGUGUUCCCAAGCAGCCACUCACUCAGCAACACAACUCUGGUAACUGGAGAUAUCUGGAGCAGACAAUGCUGAAAAUACUUGGUCAGUCUGGCAGUACCAGUGAAUAGGAAGCUGAGUUAACAUUUCAGGUCACUGCUGUUGGGUUCAAAGGAAAAAGCACCAACUUGACAUGUUAUCACCAUUUCUCUCUCCAAGUCGCUGCCAGGUGGGCUGAGUAUUUCUAGCAGCUUUUUUGUCUCUAUUUCAAAAAAAAACUGGAUGUGGAGAUUUGUGCUGUUGAAUUUUUCUGUCCCUUGUCAUGAAGUAAACAUUCUGACCUCUAUUGUCCAAUCUGUCCUCUCACCAAUGAGGUACAGUCACCAAACAACAUGUAUCCCAUAACCAUUGAAACAGUAUGAGCUCUUCAAUUUUUACAAUGAUAAACCUGUUCUGAGGUAAUAAAAUAAAGUUACAUCAUUCUACAAUAGAGGGAACAAAGUGAAUCUAGGUUUCAAAAUGGAGUAAAAGAAACAUCGUUGGUUUAAACUAUAUUAUGUGAUGAAUAAUGUGUAAAGAGAGGCACGGUAAUUUGUCAGUGUUUUAUCCUGGAUAUAGGUGACAUUUUAAAGAGCAUCAAAUAGAAUUACAGGGUAACAUUAUCAGCCAGUCAACGUUUCUAAUGGUGAAAUCCUCAAAUGGUGCUUGAACCUUUUCACAACAAUAUUAUGUUGGCCUUUGAAGAACUGAAUCAUAAGUUUGAAAAACAAACUUGUUAAAUGUAUACAUUAUAAGAAAUGCAAAUUAAAGAUGAACAAUUUAUGGUCCUACAA
Messenger RNA from Rhincodon typus (whale shark), 4209 nucleotides. Its product is annotated as voltage-dependent L-type calcium channel subunit beta-2. Lineage: Eukaryota; Metazoa; Chordata; Chondrichthyes; Orectolobiformes; Rhincodontidae. Gene Ontology annotation, molecular function: high voltage-gated calcium channel activity. The annotation marks the transcript as partial. The transcript has 5 exons. The record is from RefSeq and is a predicted model, not a curated record. Gene Ontology annotation, cellular component: voltage-gated calcium channel complex. Gene Ontology annotation, biological process: calcium ion transmembrane transport; neuromuscular junction development; regulation of voltage-gated calcium channel activity.